This is a messenger RNA of Lachancea lanzarotensis, 2049 nucleotides long. Its product is annotated as LALA0S02e07338g1_1. The record is from RefSeq and is a predicted model, not a curated record. The transcript has a single exon. Bases 1 to 2049 code for a protein of 682 amino acids. NCBI's taxonomy places the organism in Eukaryota, Fungi, Ascomycota, Saccharomycetes, Saccharomycetales, Saccharomycetaceae.
AUGAAGUUUCCGUCUUGUACGCGAGUGCAGUCAUAUAUGUACAGGACCGUCAAUGGGAGAGACAAGGACACAGUGACGACGGUGAGCUUUAAAUUGGCUACUAUCCUUUCCAAAGCUAUUCAUCACGCCCAUCACUUGUUGUUAAAUCGCUUGCCGUUCAAACAGCCAAACGCUCACGACAUGAAGCACAUUUUACGCCGGGCGUCAUUGAUGGCAGUUAUGGCCGUUAUGGCCGCGUCCCAUGGCAAAUGCUACGCCAGAGAAAUGAUACGCGAAGGAGAAAUUAGUAAAGCAUCGCAGGCGAUUUCAACUUCUAGCCUCGAAGCCCGUCCAACACCCAGACCCCACGAGCCAAAGAAUAUGCAUGGAUUGCCCAUCCUGCAAACCGACUUGACAUUCAACGAACGGGCAUAUUGGGAGACAUAUUCCACAACGACAUUUUUCAAUUUACCGGAAAAGUCUCCAAAGUAUCAAAAACGAAUCGCUACUCUUCAUGUUUGGUUGAUAGGUCUGGUAUCGUGCAUAGGAUAUCCCAUCGCACUGGUUCUGGGUCACGUGGGAUGGAAGGAAACACCUCCAUCAUUAAGAACAAUAAGCGACGACAGUGACAGCGACUUUGAGAAAACUUCGCAACGUCGUUGGCUCAAAUUCUGCCACACGGUGCUCACCACCAUGAAUGUAUUUGCACUCCUGUCGGCCACGGCAGUUUUAUCCGGAUUUUCCGACCCUGCCGUGCAGUACCCAAAAAAUGCAUAUCGCAGAACUUCCAUCAUCGUAGCCGUUGUGUCUGUAGUGCACCUGCUUGCGACGAUCGUGAGGUUCGUAGCAUUUGUGAAGAGUACAGGGAACGGAUCGAUGUCGCACUAUCGUCGCAUAUUGCAAGAUUACGAAAUGGCGCUCUUUAACACUGAGGACCUUAGCCAGACUCAAUCGUCUUCUGCGAGUCACCACACCAGUAUUCGUGACAAUUCUGCCAGUCGCCCCGAAUCACCUCUCACACCUGCGCGGUACACGCAAAUUGACUUCAAUAUCCAGCUCGAGCAGGAUAGCUUAGAAGCACGACCUACGUUUUCGGUCCCAUUGUCCACGCCACGAGUACACUAUGUCUUUCAGUUCGCAUCUAAUGUGCUCAACUGCACGUCGUGGCCGCUUUUCAUCGUGUUGUCCAUAAACUGCGUGAUCGGAAUUGCGGUAGGAUGCUUGUUUGGUCAGGGCAAGCGGGUCUUUAAUCUCUUGGCGCAUUGGAUUAAGGGCGGCGUUUUUAUCGUACUUGGAGUUUUAUCACUCGCACGUUACUGCGGAGUUGGUCUCGAAAAAGGCUGGGCCUGGAAUAAAACCACCGCUCAAAUGCAUCCCACCAGUGCUUUGCAGAACUCCAAACGCAUGAUUUUGCCCAAUGGCUCCAUGAUCACCAUAGAGUCUAUUGAGUCGUUUCUUAUCUUCUUUUAUGGGUCCACCAAGGUAUUUUUGGAGCAUCUUUCGAGCGUUGACGGUAAAUGGCACCCUCGAGACCUCCAGCAUGUAUCAAUUGCGUUCAUGUUUAUCGGGUGCGGCCUUUGCGGGCUAAUUGUCGAGCACAAGUUAUCAGAUUGGCGGAAAAACCACUCAGUAAAGCAAAACGCGGACAUUCGCACCACUGGAACUCCUGGGUACUCUCCAAAUCCCUUCCCUGCAUUUACAAUUUUCUGGACCGGGAUUCUGAUGUCCCAACACGAACAGGCGUCCGUUACUUCCACCAAAAUCCAUGUUCAAUGGGGGUCUUUGCUGGCUUACGGCUCCUUUUUCAGACUUGUUACCAUUUUCCUGCUUCUGGGGAAGCCCAACAAGGACAACAAACCAUCGAAACCGUUCACAGAGCUAAUUACCUCAUUUUGUUUGCUAUGCGGGGGUAUGAUUUUUAUGGAAUCCACGGAUCAAGUUGUAGAGGCUUUAGAGUAUCGGGGACUAACCAGUAUGUUUACCUUGAACCUCAGUGUGGGUUUUACAACCCUGUUCAUGGCCUGGGAAAUGCUUCUGCUGAUGUGGAAAGACUGGCUAGAAACGCAUUGA